AUGACUAAUGCUGGUCAAGUACGUUCGUCGAAUACACAGAUCGGUGCAACCAAUUGCCAGCCAUUUAUUUUGGUAGAUAAAGAAAAUCCUGCAUCGACGAUAACACAAGAUGAAUUGGCAAUUCGUAAACCAUUACAUAAAUAUGGAAUUGCCGAUGACCAUGUAACAACAAGAGACUUGCUAUCUGCCUUUGAAGAUGCAAAUAUAUCGAGAAACGAUGAUAGGCAAAACUUCGAUAUGGGGACAUCCUCUGAUCCACAACAUGGUCAAUACUGCGAUUUUGGUGAUGCAACAAAUAAAUGCGUCCAUUGUGGGGCUUUGUUUUGGUUUGAAGAAAGGAAAAAGAAUUUGUCAACAAAAGCAUCUCCACUGUUUAUGUUGUGUUGCAACAAUAGGAAGAUCAAGUUGCCGGAGAAUAAGUUGCCACCAAAAGGUAUAUUUGAUCUCUUUUUCGGCAAUGACGAAUUAUCAAAAGAAUUUCUACACAACAUUAGGACCUACAACAACAUGUUCUGCUUCACAUCCAUGGGAGGUAAAAUUGACAAGAGCGUGAACAAGGGAGGAGCACCUCCAAUUUUUCGAUUAAGCGGUCAAAACUAUCACCUAAUGGGCACUCUACUUCCAGAACAAGGCAAAGAACCUCAUUUUGCCCAGUUAUAUAUAUACGACACGACAAAUGAAAAGAUCAACCGUAUCAAUGCUGUGAGGGGUAGUGGUGAGCAAGAUGACAUUCAUGUAGAAAUAGUGAAUGUCAUUCAGAAAGACCUCGAUGAAAAUAAUGUUUUGGUUAAGUCUUUUCGGAUGGCUAUGUCUGAGUUGGAUAUUAAUCCAUGCGCCGAGGUCAAAAUCAAGUUGUUGGGAAAACGAAAUAGAGAUGCGAGGACCUAUAAUCUGCCGCAAGUUUCAGAAGUAGCAGCGUUAAUUGUGGGAGAUCUGGAUACCAGUAUUGGAGAGCGUGAUAUUAUUGUUCAAUCGAAGGGUGGCCACCUACAGAGGAUUAGUGAAUUAAAUCCUUCAUACUUGCCGCUGCAAUACCCUAUUUUGUUUCCAUAUGGCGAAGACGGUUACCGGGAAGACAUUUCAUUCGCUGACGUUUUAGGCAAGCGCUCCUCAGGUGGUAGACAGAGGAUUAGUCCCAGGGAGUUUUUUUGCUACCGCAUACAGUCUAGACUGUCAGCUCCGAGUACCAUAUUAUUUGCAAAGCGGUUGUUCCAACAAUUUGUUGUAGAUGGCUACACAAUGGUUGAGUCUUGGCCUGAGGUGCAACGCUUUUUAAAAGACCAAAGGUUGAAGCCAAAAGAUCGGCCGGACAUAAUUUGCCGGUUAUUCAAGAUUAAUUUGGAUGCUUUGAUAGCUGAUUGUCGAAAGAAUAAAAUAUUUGGCCCUGUGGCUGGAGUCAUAUAUACAAUUGAGUUUCAAAAGCGAGAGAUUCCAGAUGAAAAGAAAGAUGCAGAGUAUUACCAAGCGGUAGAGGAAUUUAUGAUGCAUGGUCCAUGUGGAAAAGCGAGGACCAAUUCUCCAUGUAUGGUAAAUGGGCGAUGCUCUAAACAUUUUCCUAAGAGAUUUGUUGAUAGUUCUACAUUUGAUGACGAUGGUUACCCGGUAUAUAGAAGGAGAGACAAUGGCAGUGUAAUUACAAAGAACGGGAUUGCCUUGGACAACAGGUAUGUGGUACCGUACAAUAGAUAUUUAUUGCUCAAGUACAAGGCUCAUAUAAAUGUCGAGUGGUGCAACCAGUCACGGUCAAUCAAGUACAUGUUCAAGUAUGUUAACAAGGGUCAUGAUCGGGUAACCGCCGAGUUUUACAAAACAGGCAAUGAUGACGAGAAUGGCAAAGCAAUAGAUGAGAUAAAUAUGUACUAUGACUGUAGGUACAUAUCCCCGUGUGAAGCGGUCUGGCGUCUGUUUGGUUUUGAUAUACAACUUCAGGCGCCUUCGGUGGAAAGGUUAAGCUUUCACCUUCCUAAUCAACAGAGUGUGAUAUUUGCAGAUGAUGAUGCUGUUGAGAACAUUGUGAAUAGACCUACGAUAGCACAGAGCAUGUUUUUAGAAUGGUGUUUGCUGAACAAAGUCCGCGGCCCUAAAAGUUAUGAAGAUAUUAGGACUGUAAAUGGGGUGCAAUAUGACUCAUUCCGAGAUGCGUGUUAUGCAAGGGGUUUAGUUGAUGAUGACAACGAAUAUGUUGAUGCAAUAGAUGAAGCCAGUCAUUGGGCGUCAGCAGAUCAAUUGAGGAGAUUGUUUGUGACAUUGCUAAUGAGCAGUUGCAUGGGGAAACCGGAAAUAGUUUGCCAUGCCGUUUGGCAACAUCUAUCAGACGAUGCACAAUUCAACGUUCGUAGACAACUGCAGAUCAAAGAUUUUGUGUUGACCGAUUCGCACAAAAUGAACUUUGCUUUAGUAGAGAUUGAGAAGCUAUUAUCUAAUCAUGGUAAGAGUUUGAAGGACUAUCCUGAGAUGCCAACUGCAAAUUUUGGUGCCUUAAAUGUUAUUGCAAACAGAUUUAUUCAAAAAGAAUUAGCAUACGAUUGUGCCGAACAGGAGAAAGAGAAUCAAGAAUUGGUAAGGCAGUUAACAGACGAACAAAAGACAAUAUACAAGGAAGUGUUAACUGACGUGGAUCGCCAGGAAGGGGGGUUAUUCUUCGUUUAUGGUUAUGGAGGGACAGAUUCCACAUGCAACAUACGUAACGACAGUGAACUGGCGGAACUUCUUGUGCAAACAAAGUUGAUAAUAUGGGACGAAGCCCCCAUGAUGCAUAAAUUCUGCUUUGAAGCCCUGGAUCGAACUAUGCGGGAUUUGAUGCGCUUCAUAAAUCCAAUGAGUUCUAAUAUGACAUUCGGUGGGGGAGUCAGAGAUUACUGUUCAGAAGAUUUGUUGUUGAAGUGCGAAGAUGACCCUAUUGCUACAAUUGUUGAUAGCACUUUCCCCAAUUUCCGACUGGGAAUUGCCGAUUUGUCAUAUCUUAAUCAUAGUGCAAUUUUAGCUCCAACAUUGGAUGUGGUAGAUGCCGUUAACCAAUACAUGAAUGAUCAUAAUCCUUAUGAGGGUAUGACAUACUUGAGUUGUGAUUCUGUGUGUAAGUCAGAUGCCAAUGUUGACAUGUUAGCGGAUUUGCACACUCCCGAAUUCUUGAAUGCCUUGAGAUGUUCUGGAGUACCAAAUCAUGCAUUGACAUUGAAAGUUGGAUCACCUGUUAUGCUAUUGCGAAAUAUUGAUCACACAUUAGGAUUAUGCAACGGUACAAGGUUGAUUGUUACAAGGGAGUGGACACCAGGCCCAAUGCACCACUCCAAAUCAAAUCCUGGAUGUGGUUUUCCCGCCACUAAAGCCACAGGAAUUGUUGCACAGAAAGAAGCAGCCUGGACUCUGGAGAGGUUUUGGAUCUGA
Ipomoea nil (Japanese morning glory) is the source of this 3387-nucleotide messenger RNA. RefSeq lists its product as uncharacterized. The transcript has 14 exons. Gene Ontology annotation, molecular function: DNA helicase activity. Lineage: Eukaryota; Viridiplantae; Streptophyta; Magnoliopsida; Solanales; Convolvulaceae. The record is from RefSeq and is a predicted model, not a curated record. Gene Ontology annotation, biological process: DNA repair; telomere maintenance. The coding region runs from base 1 to 3387 and encodes 1128 amino acids.